Messenger RNA from Alternaria arbusti, 630 nucleotides. RefSeq lists its product as uncharacterized. The coding region runs from base 1 to 630 and encodes 209 amino acids. Lineage: Eukaryota; Fungi; Ascomycota; Dothideomycetes; Pleosporales; Pleosporaceae. The transcript has a single exon. The record is from RefSeq and is a predicted model, not a curated record.
AUGUUACUCCUCGGGUCGCCAUCCAUACUAUUGUUUGCUGCUUCAGAAUUUCUCAAGCAUAAUUACCCAGAAACCUAUGCUGUCUGCCACUGGGAUAAGCCGGGCGAGAUGCGGACCCCGUCGCUCGGCUGCCCAUACAACAGAGACGUUUUCGAAACGCCCACACACCGCGGCUGGCUAGCCUUCUACGCCCUUGUCGUCAUCACGCUUCUACAUGGUCUCGUCGCUCAUCGCAACAAGCCGUGGCGUCUGCUGCAAGUCACAUUUUGGCUUCACGUCCUCACCACGGCCAUCAUCCGCUGUCUGUCUACAUUCUCCGGCUGGACAACACAACCCGACUGGGCGAGCUUGAUCUGGAACUCCAACGCACCGGGCAAGUUCAUCUGGUUAUGGCUACUAGUCGAGAUGGGGUGUUGGAGUUGGACAUAUCUCGGCUUUUACGACGACUACUAUUUCCGCGAGGCCACGCGCACCGUCCACGACCGAAGUGGCCACCCUGUAUGGACUUUCACCGUCGACGAGACUGACGCGUUCACCUCUCCCUACAACCUCAUCUUCCGGCCGUGGCGCGACAUAGCUGUUCGACUGUCAUACGUCCACCUCAUUGACAACGCUAUCCACGUCAUUUAG